This is a messenger RNA of Limulus polyphemus (Atlantic horseshoe crab), 4034 nucleotides long. RefSeq lists its product as uncharacterized. The record is from RefSeq and is a predicted model, not a curated record. Gene Ontology annotation, cellular component: nucleus. The coding region runs from base 102 to 2852 and encodes 916 amino acids. Gene Ontology annotation, molecular function: zinc ion binding; methyl-CpG binding. The transcript has 3 exons. Lineage: Eukaryota; Metazoa; Arthropoda; Merostomata; Xiphosura; Limulidae.
CAAGAACGCAUUCGAGACAAAGGGAAGUGGACAUACGGAUAUGUGCAUUAGAAAACGCUAACUACGAAGAAAUCACAGUAAUGAUUAUAGUUUCUUAAAGAAUGAAUAGCAGCAGAAAGGUCGCUGUGUCGUUGGCUUUGCCCGGAAAUAAAGUCCGUCACCCUCAGCCUAGGGAAAAAAAGUCAAGACAAAAAGCAUUCAGCAGCCAGGAAACGUGUAUGAAAGAACAGUCUCGCAAGCCUUCAACCCAGAAUCCUAUGAUGAGUGGACCUUUAGAAUAUUUAUGUGUUGACCCUGCCGGGACGUCGUCGUACUCUUCAGUACCGACUCAUUCAUUAAGUCAACCAUUUUCACAAUUGGAUCUUCAUGAGCAGGAGUUGUUAAACAAAUAUGUUUCUAGCAAUUCAGAUUAUGUUGCACCUCAGUUCCUCACAAACGUACCAGUAAUGUCAACAAAAGCAUACUGCUCUCCUGGCAAUCGGUCUGCAGAGCAAAUGCAAACUUCUGGAAGCACAGUAUCCGUGACAGGAGAAGAACUACAAGUAGAAGAAGUAAAAGAUGGGCAGUUCGAAAAAUGUUCUUAUUCUGUUGCAGCUGCUAAUGGAACAUUGAGUCCAGAAACUUCUUUGGCUGAUGGGACAGAAAAUAUUGGCUACAGACCUUGGGAGCAAAGAAGUGAACAAGGGCAACAGCAAAGCGAGAGCUCACGGGAAUUUAAUCAAGGAUCUUCGAUAACGAAUAAAGAAACAAUGUUAUUAACAAACAGAGAACCAGAUAACAAAACUUCACUAGAACAUUCCAAACAAGGAGAAAAAGUGUCUGAUGGUUCCACUGAGCAAAGUAACUCUCCUUUAACUCCAUCCUCACACUUUUCGUCUUCCCCUAGGCCAAACAGUAGGUGCUUGCAAGAGUCGUGGGUACAGAAUAAAAAUAUUCAAAGUAGUUUAGUGAAAGAAAACUCAUGUAAUCCCCUUCUUCGUGCCCAACAUUCGGGCUUCUCAGAGCCGGAUUUUUCAUAUUGCAACCCUCCACUGCAUAAUACAUCCAAUCCUCUUUUUGGAAAUCCAAAUUCGCUCCAGUACACUUUACCUGUAAACGUAGUGGCCUAUCCAGAACAACAACAGCAAAUGUCUCAUUCUGAUACCAGCUCUAUGUUUCCAGCUCCAAAACGCUUGAAAACAGAUUCUUCCAUUUCUAACAUUAAAGGAUCUCUUGAAAAUUCUUUCCCAGUGCCCUCGGUUAUAUCAGUCACCCCAAAACAAUCUCUACCACCAGCAGAGCAAUAUAGAAAAAAGAGUUUUGUUAAUAAUUCACCUCCAGUCUUUGAAACUGAAGAGAAACCAAAAAAGAAGAGAAAACGUUGUGGUGAAUGCCCUGGAUGUUUUAGGAAAGAUAACUGUGGCGAGUGUGGACCAUGCAAAAGUGUUAAAAGUCAUCAAAUUUGUAAACUUAGAAAAUGUGACCAACUAAAAACGAAGAAAGAAAGGAUGCAACCCAAACUAGCCCAAAGUAACAACAUGGCAAGAGGUAAAAAACGUCAUACACUGGAAAAAAGCAACCAAGUUCGGGAAAUGAAUUCCAAUUUUGGUAGUUUUUAUGAAAGUGCAUCACAACCAGUAGCUCAUUAUAGUGACCAUUUGUCUCCAGGUGAAAUUAGUGAGAGAAAACCAAUGUCUGUCCCUCUAAUCAAUGAAGAAAUAAAUGAACUGAGAAGGCAUCAGUUUGUUAAUACUCAACCUAAUUCACUGAUCCACUGUCAUGAAAAUCAGAAGGAAGAGACAAUUCUAGUGCCUGUAUAUGCAGAAUCAUAUCAACCAGGAAUUUCUGGAAAUCAUAGUGGUCAACCGUAUAUUGAAAAACAGUCAGUAACUCCUUCUCUAGUGCACAGUAAUAACAGUUCUGAAGGAACAGUUGGUCAUUCUUCUUACAUGAUUUAUCCAGGAACAAUGUCUGAACAAUUACCUCCUAUUUCUGAGACAAUUUUCCCAGUAGGAGGAAUGUCUCUACAUUUACAAACAAGUAAGGCAGCAAGAGUAGAUGAAAUAACUCAGUUUUCAACAGCUGACACUCAUAAGAAAUCGUUAUCAAGAAAAGAGAAUGAAAUAAGUCUAGAACAUGCAACAGAUAAUACACAUGAAGCAGCACAUUUAGGAAAUAUGGAAAUUGAGUACAGUCCAUUAAAUGAGACAAACUACAGUAUCUUCUUCAGUGAAAAAAAUGCACUGAAGAGGGAAGAAGACAUAAAGUCCCACUUUCAAUAUUCUGUUGAUGAUGGUAACUUUGCCCCUAGCUAUUCUUUCUCAUCCCCUUACUCAACAUCAGUUACUGAAUCCCAUUCAGAUCAAUACACUCAACCACCUACUCCUAUUUCCCCUUAUAAGGGACAUCAUAUAAAUUCAGAUGCAAUAUCUUCUCAUCAAACAUCACCAUCACCGUCUCCACCUUUGUUGACUGAGUUAACUCCAGUAUCACUACGUUCCACCAGAAAUCAACACAUAGAAACUUUGCUACCAGCCUCUAGGAGCAGCAUGACAUCAAUGAGUGAAAGUAGAGAGAACAAUGUCAAUGAAGAGUUACAGCCUUUUUUAUCAAACAUGACAACAUCCAUGGAUACAUAUACAAAUAUUAUCAAUACAUAUAACUUGAUUUCACCUUCAUCCUUUUGUUCACCAUUCUACUCCAUAAUUUCUCCAGCUGUUGGAGUUUUCCCACCGACAUCCAGUGUGAUAACAGGAGCUGAUUCAUUCCUUUUAGAUCUAAACAAUAAAAUGCAUGGAUCUAACAACAUGAUGCCUUCAACAAAUGGAGGUCUUUUUAUGUCAGACAGAGACAGUGGUCACACAGAUGACUAGUAUGGACAAAAUUUGUAUUAUCAUAAUCAGAAUGGCCUUCCCAUUUCACUUGUGUUUAAAAAAUAAUAAUGAUAAUAUCAACAAUUAAAUAUUUGUUGAUCACAAUUCUGUAAAUUAAUAUUUUCUUAACAUUGUUAACAACAUCUAGAAUAGUGUGUGUUCAGCAACAUCAAGAGUGUCUCCUUUAAGAACUUGGUUAUAUAUUGGUGUCACACCUGAUUGAGAUGGCUAUAUGUUUAUAAAGUAGCAAGCUAGAGAUUUUGAGAGAAAAGAAACACACAAACGUUGUUAAACUUGAAUGCAUUAUAUUGCCAAUGAAAUUUACAUUGCAAACAGAGCUUGUUUACUUCCUGUAGAACUAAUUCCUGCAAUAACUAAAACCUACAUACAAAAUUUGAACUGGAUUUUGGUAACAUAAUUAAAUUAACUAUGACAUUACUAAGUUGAAGCAAACAAAUUACAGUAUUCUGCAAAGUUCAGGAUACAAGAAGUUGUGCCAAAAUUGAAUAGCAAAUAUUCACACUUGUGUUUCUUGCAUAUCCACUUGAAUAUUUUAGAAGGAUGAAUUCCAUAUGUUAUAGAAUAAAUUUCAUACUUAAUAGGCACUUUUUAUUUUAAAGUAUUUUUUACAGGAUUACUUUUUUAUCUUUAAUUGUUUGGAACCAUGUAAAAAAUGUUUCUACAGUUUUAAUGAAUUUAUUAUAUGAGAUAAUUAAAUUCAGUUUUGUGACAUAAAAUUUCUGUCACCGAAAUACUGCAUUAUUUGAAAAUAUAGGAAAAAUAAUUCAGGUUUAUGUAUGCUCAUAAUCAGUGCAUAUUAUAUAUUUUAUUUUCUGUGUUGUCUGCCUCAGUAAUUAUAUUUUGUGAUUUCGUUUUUAUUUUUAUAUAGAAAUGCACUGGCUGUUUGUGAUAGUCACGAGAUAACAUGAUUGUUAAAUUUUGUUGUUACUCAGGGAGAGUGAGAGAUUGGACUCAGCAGUCAACAUGUUUUUAUUAAUGAAUGAAAUAUGACUCUUAUGAAAUAGUUUAUUUAAUUUUACUUAUAUCAUAAACUUAUUAAUUUUAGUCUAACAGUAUUAGUUUACAUGUACAUUAUUUUUUUACUUGUAUACAUUAAAUACGUUACCAUCUGGCCGUUUACAAUUGUGUGCCAUAAUGUGUGACCCAUGAAAUUAUAUUUGC